CACACACACACACCUGUUGCUGUCCUAUUUCUGCUCACUCCUCUCUCUUCUGCCUUGUCCCUCAUUGCAUGCACUUUUUCUCACUCCACAAACCUGCGUGAAAAUGGGGUUCAUCACCGGUGUGUUCGCCUUUUUCUUCCAUCUGCCACAGAUUUAUAAGUGGCUCCUAAAGCCAUAUUAUUUGCUGUCAUUUCUUCUGUCGGUGGCUUUCCUUGCUGUGCGAAAAUGUCCGGGUGUGUGCGAGCACUUACCCUCUCAGAGAGAAGACGGAGACUCCUGCAAUUUUGACUGGAGGGAGUUGGAGAUUCUCAUGUUCCUCAGUGCCAUUGUUAUGAUGAAGAACCGCAGAGCGAUAACUCUGGAGCAGCAUAUAGGAAACAUUUUCCUCUUCAGUAAGGUGGCGAACGUGGUGCUGUUCUUCAGAGUGGACCUGAGAUUCGGCCUGCUCUACCUCACACUGUGUGUCGUAUUCCUGAUCACAUGUAAACCUCCCAUCUAUAUGGGUCCGGAAUACAUCACAUAUUUCAGUGACAACACCAUCGAUGAGGAACUAGAGCGAGACAGUCGAGUAACGUGGCUUGUCGAGUUCUAUGCCAACUGGUCUACAGAGUGUCAGUGUUUCGCACCUGUUUUUGCUGAUCUCUCACUGAAGUAUAACUGUGCUGGACUUAAAUUUGGAAAAAUAGACAUAGGGCAUUAUGGAGCUGCUGCUGAGAGGUAUAAAGUAAGUCUCUCACCACUCUCCAAGCAACUGCCCACUUUGCUGCUGCUGCAGGGAGGCCAUGAAUUUGUGCGUCGCCCCCAAGUGGACAAGAAGGGAAGAGCUGUGAGCUGGAGCUUUACAGAGGAAAAUAUAAUCCGCGAGUUCAACCUGAAUGAAAUACUCGAGAAAUGUAAAAAGCUCGGCAAGGGCCGGAAUGAGAAGAUAGAGGAGCUGGGGUUCGAUCCACAGGAGCAACCGGAUGAAGAUCAACCACUGAUGGAGGGGUCAGAGAGCAAAAAAGACAAAUAAACGCACAAUCCUGAGAGAUUUUUGAAAGACUACAUUGUUGGCUUUGAAUCUCUAAAGAAAACCUGUGGUAAGACAGGUUCUAUAACC
Molecule: messenger RNA, 1099 nt
Organism: Silurus meridionalis
Lineage: Eukaryota; Metazoa; Chordata; Actinopteri; Siluriformes; Siluridae
Gene: tmx2a
Product: thioredoxin-related transmembrane protein 2a
Exons: 8
Coding region: 104-1012 (302 amino acids)
Biological process (GO): brain development
Cellular component (GO): membrane-bounded organelle
Molecular function (GO): disulfide oxidoreductase activity
Source: RefSeq, a predicted model, not a curated record